GCCGACGGCCCGCGGCCGGAGGAGGUACGCCGUUGGAUUCUGCUCGAGCGCUAUCCGGCUUUUCAACGAGUAUCAGCAAUGGGCAUUCGCAGGAUGCUCUCCGAAGUUAACCGUGCCUCGCCUGCACAGGCUCUCAGUCUGGUUGUCUUCGUACUGAGUCCGGAUGAGACUGAUGCAGCCUCUCGCAGCCUCCAAUCAGACGGUGUCCUGCAGCACAUGACAGUGAAUCAGGCCGACAUGACUAUGCUAGUCGCCGUGGUGAUUGCCGAUAAGUCCUGUGAUUAUUGGUUGCCCGUUGCUAUGCUACCGCUCGUGGUCAAAAAACGGGCUGCCUGA
Molecule: messenger RNA, 336 nt
Organism: Dibothriocephalus latus
Lineage: Eukaryota; Metazoa; Platyhelminthes; Cestoda; Diphyllobothriidea; Diphyllobothriidae
Source: the annotation of a GenBank genome assembly